This is a messenger RNA of Thelazia callipaeda (thelaziosis nematode), 540 nucleotides long. The record is from the annotation of a GenBank genome assembly. NCBI's taxonomy places the organism in Eukaryota, Metazoa, Nematoda, Chromadorea, Rhabditida, Thelaziidae.
AUGAAAAUGAGCUAUUUAUUGCAAGUUCUUCUUCUUGGUGCUUUGAUCUUACACUCAAAAGCACAAACUAAAUGUUGUAAUGGCAUUUUGACGCCGGAAGAACGUCAAAAUUUUGUUGAUACGCAUAAUAAGUUGCGUUCAUCAUUAGCCAAAGGAAAUGAAAGGAACAAAAAUGGAAAUCUAAUGCCUAAAGCAUCAAAUAUGCUAAAAUUGAAUUACAGUUGUGUGUUGGAAAAGCAAGCGCAGAAAUGGGCUGAUAAUUGCCUUUUUAAGCAUGCAGAUACUGAAUAUGGUGAAAAUAUUUUCUCACUAACAACACCGAAACAAUUUCCGAUUUCUAAAAUAAAAGAAACCAUCGUUCAGCAGAGUUGUGAAUCGUGGUGGGGAGAGCUGAAAUCAGCUUACCCCGAUAAUCCGACCAAUAUUUUAACUUCUGAUUUAUUUGAUAAGGGUGUUGGGCAUUUCACUCAGGUUCGUAUGCUAAUCAUUGUAAAUGUUAAACUUACUAAUUACAUGUCAACAUGUAUUCAGUUUACUUAG